AUGGAAAACCCACCCAUUACCGCGGGUGAUUCACCCCCUCCUUCUCCUCCAUCGCAACCGCAACCGCAAGAAAGCAUCCUCAACCGCAAAAUCCUUCCCCGCGGUCUACCUCACAGCUUCUCAUCCAACCUCAACCGCGACGUCAUCACCCCUUCCAAGAAACCGAAAGCGAACAAUAACCGCUCCGUCCGAUCCAUCAUCGCGUCAUUCGAGAGCGCGGCGAGCAAACAACCGCCACCCUAUUCCCCAGUGUUCGAGUCGAUUACCCCGCGAUGCAGCACCAUCAGAAGCAGCGCAUCGACGGGCGCAAGUCUGACGAGUUUUCGGCGGGUGAAAGGUAACCAGGGCCGAGAUAGAGGGGUUAGUGAGUGUCAUGAUGCGAGGAGGAGUCAAUAUCGUGAAAAUGAUAGAGAGGCUUGGGAGGCGGGUGACGCAGGAGCUGGGGUAGAGGGCACGAGGAGUGUGUCGACGCCUGUCAUCCCAAGGAUGAGCUCGAUCAUGCCGUUCGCAAUGGAUGAAGAGGAUUCAUUGACGCUGUUGAAUUACAAAUCGUAUUUCAACCAGCCUUUGGCCAGGUGUCUUGAUGGAUUUGUCGAUUUCAACGAAGGCGAGGAGGAAGUCGACCAGCAAAACGAAAAGCACGAGGACAAGAAGUUGAGAGACAAACCCGACGACUUCGACAAGGAAAACAAACCCCUCCGUAUCACGAAGCGACAGGACAGAGUCAAGACGGCCCAAACCGAGACCCAUAUUACCACAAGUGCCCCGCGACUCGUACAACGACAAUCAAGAAGACCAAGUCUCAUGCACAGAAAGUCCUCGGCCUCAGUCGUGGCCUUGGAAAAGCUCAUGCACGAGCUCGAGAACUUCUCAAUCAACCCACCGUUGGAGGAGGAAGAGAGUGAAAUCAUCGCCAUGGAGGAAGACAAACCAAUUAUUCGCCGCGACCCAACAGAUGUCCAGGAUUUUUGGUGGACGGUCCGUCGCAACUUGUGGGUUGACGAAGAUGAGGUGUACAACCCGGAUGACCACCGCGAGACUAAAAUUUCAACACUCAGCAGCGACAUCCCGAAGAUUCAACUCCCUCUGCCUGGAACAACCGAUGUCUCGACAAGGGCAUCGUGUGCCUUCGCCAAGCAGAUUCCGCUACCUGCGCCUCCCAUUCCUUUUCGAUCACCGAACAGAUUAUCCAGUGUUGGCCGGGGGAGUCCAUCUCCCAUGGGUACACCGACUCGUCUGCCGAAUAGGUCGAUAUCCUCCAAGUCUAAUUCUCCACUGAAGCACUCGGUCCUGACGGCAGGUCACCCUCCGCCCUCGCCAUCUGCUUCUGUUAGGCCCGAGCCUCCGACACCCCUAUCGCCGCCCAGGGUUUUUCGACAGAGUCCAAGCCCUCCCCCUAGAAGCUCCAAGCGGCCAGUUUCUCCUCCCUUGUCGACGGCGGGUAAAGACGAGUACCUGGAUGGCAAUACCCCAAAGGCUUCUCCAUCCAAGAAGUCAACCCUUUCCUUGAUGAAUCAGGAACACCCCGGGUCUCGUGGUCCGAGUUCAUCAUCUCUUGAUGUGAAUGCGAGCACAUCGCAGGCGGACUGGGACUCGGCUUUGGGGUAUGAAGACGAAGAAGUUCAUGAACAGAAAGCAGAGGAUACCCAUCAGCGUCGGACUCAACCCGAUGGUCCUUCGUUGGAUGAGAUUGACGGGUUGUUCAGCCGAGUUCCCGCGGAUUCUGCCGCUUCUUCCCCAGCCACAGCUGUUGCCGUUGAUGGCAGUCAGGAGAAUACGCCCAGAGCCGAGUCUGCUUUUGACCAGAUCAAGAAAAAGAUAGAGAGCAGGGAAGAGAAGAAGCGGUCCGUCCACAGCCGUCACUCGUCACUUGUACGACUGAGUGACACCUCGGAGAGUAAAAGCUUGCCCUCCCAGUCUGGGUCAUAUCAAGAGACCGAACAGGAACAGCAACACUCACCUCACUCACCCGAAGACCACCCUUCCCCCACUCACAGCAAGAACACCGACAGCAGCCGCCGCCACAGCCGCCGCCGUCUCCACCUCUCAGCCAUGAACCUCCCGGGCCUCCGCCACCUUCGUAGUCGACAAAGCAAAUCUUCCCUUUCCAGUCCAGACUCCGACAGUCUCAAAACUCCCACCACAGCCAACAGCAUCAGCAGCACCCGGGCAAACAUCAGCAGUCCUGUCCCCAUUCUCAGUGCUGGCUUCAGCAAUCCCGAUGACAGCAUCCCCAGUAGCAUUCCUUACUCAGCCACCCUCCCGGCUCGCUCUUCUUUGGCGAGUAUCAGUGAAUCUGGUACUAGACCCAGAUACUCCAGGUCCCAGCAUUCGCAGGAAGGUCACCAGAAAACGCCGACAGAAGAAGAGGAGCAGGCAGCAGAUACUGAAACGGAACAAACGACAACAGGGAUGAAGAAGAAGGGAGAGACCAGUGGGACUGACGUGGUGUAUCACUCGAAACAAUUCGUUACAAAGGUGCCGAAGCUGGAGGAGGCGCCGAAGGGAGGUGGUGGCUUCAGAGGGCAUUUUAGGAGGAGGAAUAAGAGCAAAGACGAGACUAAGAUGCAAAAGGAGAUGGAAAGCCUGAAUGACGAAGUGCAAGAGUUUUUGAACUCGCACAAGAACAACAGUCUGGAGAAGGAAGGAGCAGGCAGUAACGACCAUCAUCACAGGGAUGGAUUCAAGGAAGGGGCAACCAAAAACGGCAUUACCGCAAGCACCAGCGCUUCCAGCAUCCCACUUUCCAGUCACCGCUUCGACCGCCCCCAGUCCGGAGCACGAGGUAAUCACCACCUGACCUCUCUCGACGACAGCCAACUUCCUCAUCAGAGCCCUUUGCGCACCUCCGACGACCAUGACAACACUCCCACCCAGAGCCAGACCCUCAACUCUAUGAACUACUCACUCACCCUCCCAAUAACCCGCCGCCCACCCCGCCCACGCGAAGACCAUCAUCACCUCUCCAAAAUUCAAAAGUUGUUGAACUCGGAGGAUAGCUUCAAUACCAGCCUGCGUUCGUUUCGUCCCAUUAAUUCCGGUUCAAACUCGCAUACGCACUCACAAUCUAUGCACUCUAUCCCAGAGUCCAACUCGACGGGGAGUAUGUACAGCCAAGACGAACAAGAUGAAGAAGGGAAGAAGAGGGAGGAUGCAUCGAUGUUGAUUGGAGAGGUGUUGGAGACUGUGAAGAGUUUGGGGGAGGAAGUUGUGAAGGGGAGGAAGUUGUGA
This is a messenger RNA of Sordaria macrospora k-hell, 3231 nucleotides long. RefSeq lists its product as uncharacterized. NCBI's taxonomy places the organism in Eukaryota, Fungi, Ascomycota, Sordariomycetes, Sordariales, Sordariaceae. The record is from RefSeq and is a predicted model, not a curated record.